CACAUACACGCAGCGGGGGAUGCAGGCUCUGAGUGGAGAAGCUUCACCAUGUGUCAGAUUCACCAUGGGACUGUCAGGAAUUUCAUACUUUGCUUCCAAAACAGUUAAAACACAAAAGGACAGGCAGGAGAAAGUGGAGCUCUGUGUGUGUGUGUGUGUGUGUGUGUGUGUGUGUGUCAUUGUGUGUGUGUGUGUGUGUGGCAGGCUCUGGACAGUCCUGAGUGUUCUGAGCUGGCCAGCUUGGUUUGGAGAGGCAUCUGGAGUCCUCCAGCUCAUGCCCACUGAUACGCUGGAUACUGGCUUAGUCUCAUGUCUCUCUCUCUCUCUCUCUCUCUCUCUCUCUCUCUCUCUCUCUCUCUCUGUGCUGAGACCCACAUGAAGGAUGUGCGGUGGUCAUGAAUGGUCACCGUGGCGCUGUGUCCAAGGGAACGACUGAUAGUGACAGCACUUAGUCACUGCAGUGGGAUUAUGUUUUUGGGGAGGCUAGCGGCCGUGCUGCACCUGUGCUUCUGGGUGGGGAACGGGGGGCCUGCCCAGGACUCCAGCCCUGCCAGCGCGGGGGCUUGCUGGGGAUCGCACAGCAUGGCAGGAGGCAACUGGAGCUGUGUGGAUUUCCAGCCGUACCUCCUCGUUGGCAUGGGGAACGCCAUUCUCCGGAUGAGCCUGGGUGGUGGUGAGCAGGAGCGGAUCUUGUCGGGAGUGGGCAGUUCUGUUCUGCUGGACUUCCACUCCAGAGAGGGAUGCCUGUACUGGGUCAACACACACACAGGAGUUCUGAGUCGUGCUCACCUGGGGGGGACACACAGACAGACACUUUUGUCACUGGGGAAAGGAAUCUCAGGGCUGGCUGUUGACUGGAUAGAAAACUCAGUGUUUUGGAGCAUCAGGAAAAGAGGGAGGAUUCAGAGAGCACAGACUGAUGGGAAGAACGAAAAGACUGUUCUCCGAGACCUGUCUCAGCCCAGCAGUUUGGUGAUCGACCCAAAUGAGAGAUAUCUCUUCUGGUUGUCCAAGGGGGUCACGUUCAGCAUCCAGCGCUCGGACGUGGUGGGGGGAGAGAGGAUCACCGUGUUGAAGGUUGCGGACCGGUUGCUAGCUUUGGCCAUAGACCCUGUGGACAGGAGACUGUUCUGGGUGCAGCAAGGUUUGAGAAAGCGGAUUGCUAUGGGCUCCUGUGACUACAACGGCAACCUUGUUAACGUUGUCAGGCAGCACUUAAGAUCGAAGUCUCUGAAGAUGUCGGUUUUCCUGAACUAUGUGUACAUCACAGACUCUUUGUCAAAGAGUAUAAUGAGAGUCAACAAGUACACAGGGGGCUCUCCAGAAAAAGUCGGCUCCAGAAAGAUGCUGCAUGUUCCUGCCGAUAUCCGAGUGAUUCAUUCCACCAUCCAGCCUGUAGUCGAAACUGGCACUCCCUCGACUCCUGUGUGUGACCCUCAGACCGAGGAGUGUGUGAGUGUGUGCUCCAGUCCCAGAGGCUCUGGCCGGUGUGACUGCAAGGCAGGCUUUAGCCUCAGCAAACAGGGAGGCUACUGUGAAGAUGUAAAUGAGUGUGCCCGCUGGAACCAUGGCUGCUCUCUGGGCUGCCAGAAUGUUCCGGGCUCCUAUUUCUGUACCUGCCCCAAAGGCUACACGCUCCUGCCUGACACCAAGACCUGCCGUGAAAUUGAACCAUGCGUGGAGAAUGGCACACUCUGUGAUCACGCAUGCACACACACACCAGAGGGGGAUGUGUGUGUGUGUCCAGUUGGAUCCACAUUGCAGCCUGAUGGACAUUCUUGCACAGGUUGUCUGUCUAUGGAUGGAGGGGGCUGUAGUCAAGUGUGUGUGACGCUGUCACCUGGCAGGUGGGUGUGUGAGUGCCAACCUGGAUACCAACUACAGCCAGAUGGCAAACAAUGCAAAGCCACAGGUCCUCCAGCUUACCUGCUGUAUGCAAACACAGUGGACAUCAGGAGAGUAAACACAGAUGGAACUGGGGACAGGAGAGUGUUGCAGAACUCUGGAGAAUCCAUCCUAGCUCUGGACUACGACCCAAUGCAGGAUAAGGUUUACUUUGCCAGCAUUUCCCGGCAUCAGAUUGAGAGGGUGUCCAUGGAAGGAGGAUCCAGGGAGGUGCUGCUCUUUGGUGAACUGGACAUGCCGGAGGGUCUGGCUGUGGACUGGAUCAAUCGCAAACUAUACUGGACCGACACAGGGUUGUCUUCGAUUUCCCGGAGUGGUCUCGAUGGUGUGGACAGGGAAGUCUUGGUUCAUGAAAAGAUCCUGAAACCCAGAGGCAUCGCAGUCCAUCCUCAGGCUCAGAUGGUAUUCUGGACGGACAUGGGAAGCCGUCCCGCGGUGGAGCGUUCAGGACUGGACGGGACGGGACGCGAGGUGCUGGUGAGAUCUGGCCUGGUGUCUCCCAGUGGCCUGUCUCUGGACUACACCUCCCAGCGACUGUACUGGUGUGACAUCAGCACAGGAAUCAUUGAGUCAGCCAACAUGGAUGGGUCUGACCGACACACGCUGAGCCAGUACGAAGUAGCGCGGCCGUUCAGUGUGUCUGUGUUCGAGGACUCGCUGUGGGUCAGUAGCUGGGAUGAUAAUCAGAUCCACCAGCUCACUAAGAGGACUGGGCAUGACUCGGAGUGUUUCCGUGGUGAUCCUGUGCAACCUGCUGCCCUCGUAAUCGUGCAUCCUCUUGCCAGACCAGGGACAGACGCUUGUCUCUAUGGCAACGGGGGUUGUUCCCAACUGUGUGAGAGCACAUUUGGACUGGCUCGUUGCUCCUGUCAUUCACAACACAUCCUAUCAGCUGAUGGAAGAACUUGCCUUCCCACAGACACGUCAUCUUCGGAGACAGGUGGUGAGGCACAGAGGCUGAGGAACGAGACUCUGAGUGAUGAAGGCGUACCUCUGGCCCUGUCCACAACAGCCUCGCUCGCUGGCGAGCCGGCGCCCUUCACCGAGACCAUGGUGUCAGACCAGGAUGAGUGUUCUGCUCUGAGCUGUGGCGUGAAUGCACAGUGUCUGCUGGUGGAAGGAACUGCUUCUUGCCAUUGUCUGCGCGGGUUCACUCAUGAUGGACAGCUGUGUGUGGAUACUGAUGAAUGCACAGCAGGCUUGGCUGAGUGUAAUAGUCUUCGCUCUGAGUGUGUGAACACAGCAGGUGGAUACUUCUGUCAGUGCAGAACAGGGUUCAGUGGAGAUGAACAUCACUGCAUUGAUAUAGAUGAAUGUCAUCUGGAGAUACACAGAUGUGAUGUAAAUGCCAUAUGCCUGAAUACACUGGGGGAGUAUGAGUGCAGGUGUAGACAUGGUUACACAGUCUCUGGGUCCCGUUGCCAUGAAGAUCCAAAGGGCGCCCCCUCUAAGCCAAGCACGAGCAGUCCCCUGGAUGUCACGUUUCCGUGGCGACAUGAUGACUCUGUGCAGAGCUGUCCAUCCACUCACGAUUCCUACUGCAUGUAUGACGGAGUGUGUUUCUACCUCCCCGAGCUGGAGUCCUACAUCUGCAACUGUGUGGCAGGUUAUAUGGGAGAGCGGUGUCAGUUCAGCGAUAUGGAGUGGUGGGACCUGCAGCAGGCUGAACAGGAGACAAGGAGAAACGUGGCCAUCGUUGUGUGUCUGGUCCUGCUGCUCCUACUGAUCAGUGUUACUGCCAGCCUCACCUACUGCUACAGCAGGUGCAGGAAGUGUUUGAGAGAGCGCCCCCCAGUGGACAGUAUAAGCGAGCGGCGUAUGAGCAUUACUGAGCAGUUUUCCAGCAGUCCCCAAUUCUAUGUGGUAUUGGAUCAUGGAGCUUGUAGCAGUGGGAAUAUGCUGCACAUUGUGGACUGUCAAAGGAGAGGAGUGUUUCCCUCCUCCACCUCAGAAACAGGACCUCAGUACAGAUGCUUAACCACCUGCAGGCCAAGAGAGGAAGUUCACCAUUACCGAGACUUGGUGAAUCCCACGAGACUCUUCAGUGGAUCGGCAUGCAGCAGGCCUGUAGCAGACGGUGAUUAAUGGCAGUGCCACCUGUGUCAGGGAGUGUCUGGCGAGGACCUUCUGCACAAGACGGUGGAUUCCAGCAACUUAUGAGCGCAAACAAAUGACGGAAGGAAAAAAACCUGCGGCCUAAUUGCAGUUUGAGACCAGCGAUGUUAGCAGAAUCUGCUCGGGCAGAUCUAAACAGCUGGUGGAUUUCACUGAACACAGCACACCGGGGUGGCAGGAGAAAGGGCCGGAACUGUGGAAGAGCUGGAAUCAGCAGAGCCUCUGCUUCAGCACACAAACAGUCCUUGGGAUUCUCAAUAACGCAUUACACAGCAUAACACCAUAGAACAUUAUGUAAACCGACCUUGAAAUCUGAAAGUUUGUUGAGCGGGUUAUCACAGUAGCUGUUGUUCCGGGAGACGGCGCGUGCGCACCGCCCGAGGAGUUGAAGCGAUGCCGCGUGACGGUAAAACAGCUGCAGUCAGCGCGGCCUGCUCCACCACAUCAUCUCACACGUUAGCCUCUGGACUCGGAUGCCAGAAUUAAAAGGACCCCUUCAGAGGUCAAAGUGACCGGCUGGCUGUAUUCCACAUGCUUACUUUUCAACGGGAAAGGAUAAAGGAAAGUCAAGACACAUACAAGGACUUUAAAUAAAAUGCUAAAAAUUACACUGGAAAAGUAACGCUUUAUAAAAAUAAGCCAAUGUGUCUGGUACGCCUCAUAUAUAGUGGCAGUAUAAAAAUACUAAAAACAUUUAAAAUCUCUGAAUGUGGAAAACAAAACCACUGGCCCUACUGUACAAAGCCAUUGGCCAUUUCACUACUAACAUGUGAGUGACUAAGAUAUGGAGUUGACCUGUAACCCUGACGUUCUGUGAUCCAGUCCAGUGCCUUCACUUAGCAAAGCACCUUCUCCAGACGACCUUUACAGGUCAUCUUCUCCUGGCUGACCAGAAACUCAGCAUCUAGACAAAAAUGUUCUCAUGCUCCCCAUGCGACAACUCAUUAAGAAAACCGUGUGCUGGGGACAGUACAUAAAUAUGCACAGAUUAGAGAGUGACCUCUAGUUACCCCAUCUGAGACCAGUUCUCUCUGACCAACGCCACAGAAAGGUAUAAACCAAAUCACCCCAACAGAAGAUCAUUUAUUUCCAAAAGGAUCCAAUAGUGGUAACCUAAUAAUUGGGAAAUCUCCAUAGGUCUGUAUUUGAAUAUGCCUUUUGCCUGACCGGAUUACUUUACAAAGAAGGUCAGCUUCUCAAGAUUAAAUCUGUGUUGUACAAAUCUUUCAGCAACACCUUUUGCUUUUUAGGUCCAUUACUUGGCAUAAGAGCCUUUGGAAACACGUUGGAUUUAUACAUUUAAAAAAAUAUAAAUAAAAAAAAAACAAAACAAAACUGUCGGUAUCAUUGCUACAAAUAUGUAUGACGAAUUCUGUCUCGGCAAACGGAUUUGUUGUUUACAAACCUAGUAGAAGCACAGCUGUGCAACACCCUUCUUCCUACUUAAACGAAAACAAAAAUUUAAAAACAACACUUGUGAAUACAAACCAGAAGGACUAAUUUUGUAGAUUUUGCAAAUUAUGUGGUCUCUGAGUGGAGAGGCAGCAUGUUCCAACAAGCAGCCCGUCACAAAGUCAAUACGCUUAAGCUUUGGGCAGUGAGAUUACAAUGAUUUUUUUUUUCUGGGUUGUACAUAUGUGGGAUAUAAUUUUCUGGAAAAAAAUUUACCUGUUCACAUCACAUAUCGCAGUGCACAAUACCUUUGAUCUUCUGCUGUAGCCUGUCGAUCCUCAUGUCUAAACUAAUAAUCAUUGUUAUUAUUGUUGUCUUUUAUAUAUGCUGAAUUACAC
Molecule: messenger RNA, 5810 nt
Organism: Electrophorus electricus (electric eel)
Lineage: Eukaryota; Metazoa; Chordata; Actinopteri; Gymnotiformes; Gymnotidae
Gene: egf
Product: epidermal growth factor
Biological process (GO): positive regulation of MAPK cascade; positive regulation of cell population proliferation; epidermal growth factor receptor signaling pathway
Cellular component (GO): plasma membrane
Molecular function (GO): Wnt-protein binding; calcium ion binding; Wnt receptor activity
Source: RefSeq, a predicted model, not a curated record